GGAGAAUUUGGGGGCUACUCUGGGAGAGCUGGGGGGGACAGGAAUGGGCACCCACGGGGCAGGUGAGAGCCGGGGGACGCGGCUGAGACCCCUGAGCCUCCUCCGCUGCCUCCGGGCCCCGCCGGGCAAGGAGGAGGUGGCACAGGACAGAUCCAGACGCGGUUCCACCUUAAGGUCCCGUCCGGGUGCGGGACCCCGGCUGCCCCCGGUGGGCAUCCCCAGUUUCUUUUUCCUUCCUUGGGCUUUUUCGGACCCCCCCCAAGGGGCCGGGGAGCGGCUGAGCCCGGGGAUAAAUCAUUCCCGCUCCUCCGUGCCCAGUGAAGGCUCCGUCCGGGAACGAGGAGUUUCCUCCCGGGCGGAGACAAUGAUGUUAAAAAAGAAAAGGAAAAAAAAAAAAAACCAAAACCAAAACAAAAAAAAAACCCAAACACAACAAGCCAAAAAAACUCCUUUGCACUCCUCUGGAUAAGGAAAUUCCUGCCCAUCGGACUUGUCCUCGAGGGGUGGAUAAAUAGCCGGGAGCCAGCUGCAGCUGGGGCAGGGAGUGGGUGGGUGGUCGUGCUCAGGGUGGGGGCUUCAUUCCCCCGGGGGGAGGUGUUGAGGGAGCAGAGAUCUUCGGGGCGUUUGGGGGGGGCUCUGUUUUGUCCCACCAUGGCCUUCAGCCAGCUGAAAUUCAAGGAAUUGGGCGAGGAGGAGCCCACCUGGGAGGAGGAGAACCUGGACAGCGUGAAGGCGCUGACAGCCAAGCUGAAGCUGCAGACCCGCAGACCCUCGUACCUGGAGUGGGAAGCUCGGGUGAGGGGGCAGCGCUGGGGGGCUCGGACCCCCGGGGGCACCCGGGGGACAGAGCAGAGCCCCGGACAGCUCAAGGAGCAGCAGGAUGGUGGCGUUUGUGGCUUUGCCACCAUGGAGGCGGCUCUGGAGUGGCUCAGGAUGGAGCUGAGGGAGAUGCAGGCUCUGGACCAGCGGCUGGCGCAGCAGCUGAUGCGGCUGCGGGCGCGGCUGCACCGGCUGAAGGUGGAGCAGGCCUGCCACCAGCACAAGGAGAUGCUGGACGACGCCACCUUCGGCCUCGAGGGCUGCGAGGAAGACUCGGAUCUGCUCUGCACCAUCCCCCCCAAGGCCGCCUUCCUGCUCUCCACCCCGCUCAAGCACAUCGGCGUCACCCGCAUGAACAUCAACUCCCGGCGCUUCUCCCUCUGCUGAGCCGCCCCCGGAGCCUGCGGGGGAGCCUCGAGGGAGUUUUGGGGUUCAAAGAUCCCUCCCCAAAUCUCUCAGCACUCGGGGCGAUGGGGCACGGGAAUGUCACCAUCCCCAGGGGACACCGGGCAUUUUGGGGCCUGGCCCUGAGGACGGUGGGGUCAAGCCCGGUUGGAAAUGUGGGGAGUGGCUCUUUGAGGAGGAAUAAAAGGAGGUGAGGGUGCGA
Molecule: messenger RNA, 1426 nt
Organism: Parus major (Great Tit)
Lineage: Eukaryota; Metazoa; Chordata; Aves; Passeriformes; Paridae
Gene: FAM167B
Product: family with sequence similarity 167 member B
Exons: 2
Coding region: 652-1206 (184 amino acids)
Source: RefSeq, a predicted model, not a curated record